CCGUCACAUAGGUAGUUAACGUGGGGACAUAACUUAGGGCCUUUUAUCCUUGCGGCAAGCAAGCUGCGUGCAGAAUGUUGCCGCGGUUCUUCACGCUGUAAAGUGUGAAAACCUCUUCGAAAGGGCCCUCGACGUAAACAGAGAGCUACAAACAGUUAUUGCGUAAAUGAAUAUGCGAAAAGCACCGGCGGUGCUUACAGUGGUGGCGCUGCUUGCUUUAUUUGGAGCUGCUCACUGGUACCAUUCCAAUGGCCAAUUUGACAUCCGGGAAACGAGCAACCUUAAGAUCAAUGCCGACUCCAUGGCACAGCGUGCAGCCAGGAGGCUCGCAGCCGUUUCGUCGACGCAGUACAACGUGAUGGUCUUGUUGAGCUCCGCUCUUACUGCUAUUCCGCCAGCCCGCCAGAUAAUCAGCAGCUUGGAAGCGCUUUCUGGCGUGGGGCUGGAUGUGACUUUCCAGCAGCCCAAGAGCCUGACGUGGGGCUCUGAAACCACCGCCCUCGUCAUCCCAGCUCUACAAGCCGACUAUGUGGCAAGUGUCAGCCAAACGACUAGCAGUGGCGACCCCAAGGCCGCAGCAAUGGAUGUCCAGGCAACUCUGAAAGAACUCUUGGCGUACGGAGGACACAUCAUCCUGACAGCCCCCACCGACCCACGAGACAUGGAGCGUGUGGCGUCGCUCGUCACGCUGCUGACAAACAACUCCCUGACCUGCUCGGGUGAUGCCGUGGCGGGUCAGGAGCUCGGGGUGUCAGUCAAGACUGCGGAUGCCUCGUCGUACUUCACGCAGUCGUACUUACCCUCCCUUGACAAUGAAGUGCACCCGCUGUCUUGUAACUUCCCCGGGUCGACGGUGCCCCACUACCGCUCUGAAGACGGCUACCCCACAGUGGUGGAGUGGCCCCGGCCGCUGAACACCUCCGAGGGCUCCAUCUGGGUGCUUGGCUUCACCUACAAAAGCAACUCAACCGCCUGGAAUGUGGUGCUGCACGAGAUCUUGAAGAUUGCAGACUCCACACUGUCCCAAACCAGCACCUUCUCCCGCUCCCGGCGGCCCCCCUCUCCCUCCCCGCCCGCCAAGUACCGCCCGCCUCCCCCCGCCUGGUCCACCUGGUCUUGGACCUCCUGGUACUCGUCCUACCUCACCUCCCCGCCGCCGCCGCCUGCCCGCCCGCCACCAUCGCCGCCGCCAGCACGCUCGCCGCCUCCAACCACCACCUCCAGACCCUGUACGACAGCCAACCUGACGCAUGCGCAGUACGACGCGCCCAAGAAGUGGUUUCGGAGCGCCUUGCCGCUGCUGCCUUGCAGCCACGAGCUGAACAUCCAGAUGGUGGUGCCGCAAUGCCUGGACGGCAGCGUCGUGUACUGGGACGCAGAAACAGGCAAGCGGCAGCUGAACGUCUCCGACUUCAGCGCCUCCUGUUCCUCGCCCUGCCUCACCGCCCUCAGCGAGCUCUACUACCGCCACGGGGAGGUGGAGGCGCAGCAGGUCUACAACACGGCCGCCGCCAACUGCCCCGCCCUCAACCGCACGCGCACCUGCUCCAACGGCGAGUUCGGAGCCUGGUCGGUGUACGGACCGCAGUACCGCGACCUGCCGUGCGACGGGAGCUGCCAGGAUGAGGAGUACGACAUGGGGACGGUGUUCUCACCCGGGCAGACGCAGGUGCGCAUCUUCUUCAGCUCCCAGUACGUAUCCUUCGGCAGCAGCUGCGCCUCCGUGGCAGUGGCCCGCGCCCGCACCUGCUCGGCCACCGGCAGCGGCACCUUUGCUGCCUGGAGCGACGGCCCCGCCUUCACCGAGUGCUUCGUGCAGUGCCCGCCGCCGGCAGACGACGCCGAAACCGUGGCCUCCUACGCGCCCUCCAGCGGGCUGCUGGGCGAGGGUGCCGUACUCAACCGCAAGAUGUACGGCAGCAGCGUGGCGGAUGAAAGCGGCGGCUGCCCGGCCAAGGUGCUGCAACGGACAUGCGGCAAGCCCGAGCCCACUCGCAUCCGGCUAGAGACGCCCCUCCAGCAGCUGGCUGAGAGCUACGGCGAGGUACGGCUGGCCUGGUUGCCCAGCGCCCCCUGGCACGUCCUCGACCCCGAGUACCCCCACCUCGACUGCCGUACCUCCUGCUGGGCGCCCGACGGGCAGUUCGUACCGCACGGCAGGUCGUACAGCUUCCUCAUGUACGCCGCCGGGGGAUCCAUUGACAGCCUGCCGGUGGCGCCACCGCCGCCGCCGAGCCCCGUCCGCCCGCCACCCAUGCCGCGGAAGCAGCAGCCACCUGCACCCAGGCCGCCGUCAGCAGCAGGCCACCGUCAGCUUUCGGAAAUGGGGAGGGAUGAAGUACAGGUUCUGCAGUUUAACGAUGUCGACGAGGCCUCCUCCAGCGCUGCUGCAGGCGUUGGCGGACCCAUGGGUCAGUCCCAUGCUCUCAAGCGGCGACGGGCUCGCAUGAUGGCCGCAAUUCAUCAACGUCGUGCCGCUCGGUUGUCUAGGCGUGCUGCAUUGGAGGAAGCUGUAAGCACUGUUGACUGGAAGCAGCGCCAGGUGGAGCACCAUGCGGCGUAUGAUGCCUUUGCCCUCGCGCUCGCUAACUACACAGCAGCCACAGCCACAGCCGCAAACGGCGGCGACGGCUACACCGGCAGUACCUCCGGCGUCCAAAAGUCUUUAUCGGCAAAGCUGGGCUCAACCAACCCAGGUGCUGCUUCCACGGCACUCGGCUGGAGCGCUGCACGCCACGCCAAACUCAACCAAAAGCGGCGCAUGGAGUUUUGGUCCUGGUUCUCGGACUACGACUAUCAGCAGGACUAUGUCGACUGGGGUGACUUCAGCGGAGGAGGUUCGGAUUACGAUUACGAUUACAUGGGUAGCUCCGGAGGCAGCUCCGGCGGGGGCAGCUCCGAAUACUUUGACUAUUUUGAUGACUUCACAUUCUUUGACUACUUCGACGAUGGUUUCUUUGACACCAUAUUCUGGGGCGAUUACAGUGACGGCAGCAGCGGUAGCAGCAACAGCAGCGAUGUCCUUGACCUGACGGAGUAUUUCUUCGGCAACGGCACUGUCCCAAGCGACUUUGGCGCCUCCUCCUCCUUCUACCGCUCCUCCUGCUACAACCGCUCCGUCAACGUCUACAGCUACUGCCGCGACGGACGCCUCGCCUCCCAGUGGCUCGACCGCAGCGGCCAGGUGCAGACGAGCCUGGACGCGCUCACGGCUACAUGCAAGCAGGCAUGCGGGUCAUCGGGAUCGGGCCAGGACUCCUGGUACCGCUACUACUAUAACUCUCGGCAGGCUGAUAGCCGCCAGGGAACGCAAGAGAAGUGCGAGUACCUAUCGGACUACUUCGUUUGUCACGGGGCGUCAUCUUCGAAGCCUCCCUCACCGCGAUCAGCACCUUCACCACCCUCCUCCACCUCCUCAUCAACGCCAUCUACCUCCUCCAACGCCACUUCCUGGCUCAUGUUCCUCUCCAUGGAAGCCGAAAUGAACGCUGCUGCUGCCGCCGCUAAUAAGUCAACUGCUGCCGGCUCCCAAACCCCCGCUAACGGCAGCAACAGCUUCGCGGUGUGCGGCAAGACGUGUGCACCCGACUGCAGCCAGGCCAUGCUGGCGGACGGGCGGCCCGACCCCGCUUGCAACUACGCCUCUUGCUGCUUCGAUGGGGCUGACUAUGAAGUUUGGAUCCUGGACAAGAUCAGCUCCGCUCAGCGGCUGAGCAUGAUCAACACCGAUGACGCCCUGCAAGAGGCCGUACGGCAGCUUGGCGAGGCUUGCAACCUGCAAAAGGCGUACGACAAGAAUCCAAACUUUGGCGACGACCUGCAGCGGUUCCUGGUGGUUGCGGCGUGUCGGUUGCAGAUGUCGUUGUACGGCGGAUCUGAUAUUACAGGACUGCAGGUGCCAACUGUAAUGCUAAGUACCAGGUCUGAGUUUAAGUCCUCUCUGGAGACCAUGUUGUCCGCGCUGAAGCUUCUGGACGCUGCACUGCUUGACGCCUCCAACACCGCAGACCGCUUCAUGCAGCUGCUGCAGCAGUACUUUUACAGGAGCGCCGACGACCCCACCAACUGGGCGGCGCUGCAGCCCACCUUCCACGGCAGUCAGCUGGACGCGGGCGACCUGACCAUGCAAGAGGAGCUGGAUCUGGUGACCAACGCUACCAUGCAGAGCGACCUGGUGGGCGGAGUGCUGCAGCGGCAGUUCCGAGACACCUACCUGCUGCUGGGCGCCAUCGACGUGCAGGGAGCGCAGGCCAAGCAGCUGCUCAACCAGCAGCUCCGCACCUCCGCGCUGCAAGAGGCGCUGCUCACCUCGCCUACCGGCCUGCUGCUGCUGCCGCCCGGCAAGCAGCUGCCCGACGGCAAGGGCAGCGUGUCCUUCUCCGUGAUGGACGAGUGGGGCGCGGGAGACGUGCUGCUGUACGGACUGCCCAGCGGCGGUAGCGGGGCACCCAGCAUGGUGGUGACGGCUCCGAUGCCGGCUACAAGACCUCCCGCUCCUUCCUCUUCCACCCCGUCUGCCUCCCCCUCUUCCUCACCGUCCACCCCCAUGACCUACGCCCACUUCAUAAGCCUGGCCCUGGCGGUGGACAACACCACCGGUGCCUAUGUGUUUGUGAUGCGCGGGGUGCCGUCGUCCAGCGCAGUGGCCGACCCGCCGCCGCGCUACUCGCUCCAAGACAGUGACGGGCGGAACUACAUCGGGGCCUACAUGGUGCACCGCAAGUCGGGCAUCGUGUUGGUUCCCGCGGGUGACCGAGUGCUGCUGCAGGGGGUCACCCUGGAGGACGUGCUCAUGGCCAAGGCGGCAGCAGGGCCGGGAGCCAUCUCCUCCUACAGCAGCCUCUUCCAGUCGGUCGGCAGCAGCGCAGUGUCGGGCAACGCCUGGGACACCGACGGCGACGGCAACAUGAGUGUGGACGAGCUGUGGGCCUUCCUGGACGCCAUGUCGCAGGUGGAGGAGCUGGGGCUGGCCAUUUGGGACGAGUGGCGCAAGGACAUGUACGAGGCCGUGUGGAGCAAGGGCCUGAGGCCCAGCUGGGGCGGGCUGCUGGACGGCUACAUCCACCCGGACAAUGUGUCGUACACGGCGGUGGAGGGGGUGGCCUCGCUGCUGCGGCGCAGCGUGGGAGUGGCGGACGGCAUGACGCACAGCUUCUGGGGCUUCAGCAUGUGGGACGCCGACCACGACGGCGUCAUCAGCCAGGCUGACGUGCUGCGCACCAUUGGCUACAUGGGCCUCAUUCGGGAGGACGGAUACAAGCUGGUCACGCACUACUACAGCUCGUACGGCGCUGCCGUUUCCAACACCACGGCUAAUGCCACCCAAGCGGGGCACCACCGCCGCUCCAUGGCCGUCUGCGGGGGCAGCAGCAGCAGCGGGGGCAGCAGCAGCAGCGGUACAAACACCGGCAGCAGCACCCCAAGCAGUGGAAGCAGCAGCAGUGGCAGUAGCACCAGCAGCACAAGCAGUCGCCCCGCCAGCAGCAAGACGGAGACCAGCUGGUCCAGUGCGGUGGGAACCGUGGGCAAGGUGCUGGACAAGGCCAGCUCCGCCGCCUCCUGGGUGGCCGGCAACCUGGUGGAGCCGCUGAGCGGCCAGGCGGACUCCAGCAUGUCGUCCCUGAUGGCGGUCACCAGCACCGCUGCGGAGGCCGGAAGCGUGCUCUCGGACUGCGCUAGUGCCGCCAAGGGCGCCUUGAAGGGCGGCUGGUUGGGCAUUGCUGGUGCUGGCAUCAGCUGCCUGGGCUCCGUUGCUGAGGCGACUCUCCCCGCCCCCAUCGGCACGGCGGUCAACCUGGUCGCUCAGACCGUGAGCACCGCCAUCGACAUCGUCACCGCGCCCGCCAAGGCGGUUGCUAGCGUCGUCUGGGAGGGCGCCAAGGCGAUUGGAAGCGCCAUUGGCUCACUCUUUGAUUGGUUUGGCAGGCGGCGCCUGACACAGACCGACUGCACUCUGCUUAGCGGGCUGUUUGACAGUGCUAUGGACAGUGCUACUGGCGGCUCAUCUGGCGGCAGCGGCAGCGGUGGAAGUGAAGGCGGCAUGUACUCUUGGCUGCUGUCGGACAGCUCCCUGGACACCGCCUUCCUGCAGGACAACACCGCAGGCUUCUUUGACUCGGUCUUCAGCGCUGAUUACGACUACCAGCCAAGCGUGUUUGACAUGACGCUGGGCGGCGACUAUGACUAUCAGAGCAUGGGCCUCAUGGAUAUGAUGUUUUCCGGAGACUAUGACUACGAUUACGGGUCGAGUGGGUUUGACUGGAUGUUCGAUGGAAGCUCGGGUGACUACUCAGACAGCUGGGGUGGCGACAGUGGCUGGAGCUUGUUCGACUACGACUACGACUACGUGAGCAGCGGCUCUAGUUUCGACUACGGUGGGGGCUUCUUCGGCUGGUUUGAUUGGCGUCGAGCCAUGCGGGAGGAAAACCGUCCCACUGCGGCUGUGGACAAGGACACGGAAGCUGCUGCCACUGCCACCGCCGCCACCAUUACUGUCAGCCAGAUGGAAGAGUCCGUCAGUAGCAGUACUAGCAGCAUCAGCAGUGGCGCCAGUUCGGCUCCCGUGGGUGAAGAUCUUGCUGACGUACGGCAUGCAAAGGCGCUGCGAAAGUGCACCUCAGGGCUGCUAGACAUGCCCCUGCCGCAGGCCCGCGCUUGCGUCCGCCUCCUGGCUGCCACCGCCGCAGCGGCGGCUAACAGCCGCGACGCAGCAGCCGCAGCGGAGGCUCCAACUCCUGCUGAUAACGCGGAGGCUGCUGCCGGCGCUGCUGCUGAUGAGACGCUGAUGACAGGAGCAGCGGGUGGUGCUGCGGGGGCCCAGGAACGCGUUAACCUCCGUCGGGUUGCGCACCGUGUCGCCAUGUGGCUGGCCAGGCAGUGCUACGAGCGCGAGGGCGACAGCGCUAACGGCGUGGCUGCUGCUGCUGGCGAGGAGCCGCGCCGAGGCUUGGAAGGGAUGGCGUCCGGGCUGCUGGAAGGUAGCGUUGCGGAAGGGGAUGUGUGCUCGAUGGUCCGAGCGGACCUCCGCCGCCGUCUGCUGAAGCGGCAAGCCAAGCUGCAGCAGCAACUGCAACAGACAAAGCAGGGCAAGGCUGCUACUGAGGUUGCCACGGCAGCUGUCAAUGAUAUGCCGGCAGCCACGGCGGCGGUGGCGGAGACAGCGGCGGCGACGCCAUCAGCUUCCGCAGCGGGUUCAAAGCAGCGAGUGGAGCUGCCUAAGCGGCCGCAGCGGGAUGCAAGGCGGCGGCGGCGGUUGGCUGCGGCAGCCAGCGGCAACUCCGCUCAGAGCGACCUGCAGGCCAAGCUGGAGAUGUUUGACGAGACCAUGAAUGAAGUGCACCGCAUCGCCCAGAUCGGCUUCAUCAGUGCAACCGACCAGGCGGACGCCGUCAGCUCUCGUCGUACUGCCGCUAUGAAGAGCUUCCUGCUGCGCAACAACAUCCCCCUACCCGCGGAAGAAGCUGCUGCCGAUUCCGCUGCUACUGCUGUCGCUGGAGCCUCAUCCUCGCGCUCCGCCAAGCUACCGCUCAGCGUGGUGUUGGGCCUGCAACCCGAGGAACAAGCCGCUGUGGCUGUUGCCACGGCUCCCGCCACCGCAGCCGCCAAACAGCGCCAGGCCAAGGCGAUCAGCGCGAGGAUCGCGGCCGCAAAGGCAACUGCUGCCGCCGCAAAGGUGUCUGCUGCUGGUUCGGAAGCUGCGGCGAAGAAGGCUACUACGUCGGCGGCGGCGUCAGCGAGCGGUGGUACGGACGACAGCGCGAGCAGCAGCAGCGGCAGUGGAGGAGGAGCGCUACAGUCUCGUAUGACGCAGCGCUUCUGGGGCAGUCUGGCGGAGCGGAAGGCUGCCGCCGCUGCCACCAGCGCUUCCUCUUCAGCGUCGUCAUUGAAGGCCAGCAAGGAUACCGCCACCUCCUCCACCACCACCGCCGCCGCCACCAGCAGCGGUAGUGCUACGAGUGCGGGUUCCAUGUCGUCGCCCUAUCUGGGUCCGGAUGUGCCACCACCCGUGCUCUCACUCUCGGACAUUGACAAGGAGAUGAACGGCGACUUCCUGGCGGGUCGGCCGCAGGACAAGAUGUUCCGUGAGCUGGAGCCCUUCCUGGGCCCCUCCUUCGAGGGCAUGGGGCGGGGGCUGGCGGGCAUGACACGCAACCUGUGGGCGGCCCUGGACGCGGUCAGCGGCGCGCAGCAGGUUCGCUCCUGGCUGGACAUCUUCCUGGAGCUGCAGAACAGCAUCGCGGACUCGCCCGCCGUGUGCACCGCAGGAGACCUCACCGCCACACUCAAGGACACGAAGGACAAGCCGGGCCAGUGGGCUGCUGCUGCCACGCUGCGGGGUCGCGGCGGUGUGCUGCUGGUGCAGAUGUACCGAUCGCUCAUCCAGACCUACUUCAUACGGCAGCUGCGAGGCCUGGCUCUGCAGUACGAGAUGUCCCGGGGCGCCCCCUCCCGGCUGCUGGCGGCGCUGGAUGCGGCGGUGCUGAACAUCUCCUCGCGGCAGCCCUCGCAGCCGCUGGGGGACAUCCUGCAGCGGGCGUACGACAUCGUCCAGGCGGAGCUGCCCCUCAUUCCGGAAGCGCCCGCCAAUGCAACCAGCGGUCAGCAGUCUGCUCCCCCACCUCCUCCGCAACCUCCGCUCCCCACCGCCGCAACCACCACCUCUCAGCCACCGUCCUUCGGCUCGAAUAUUGCGGUGUCAGGUCCCAUCAACGCCACCGUCUACUUCACGCUCACCGCCCGGACGCAUGCGCACGUAAUGCGCAACCUCACACAGGGCCUGGCGGCUUCCGUACAGGUACCGCUGCCUCGCCAGUCCAAGUACUUUGACGUGCGCAUGACGGGGGUGGCGGUACGAGUGCUGGCGGACCAUUCGCAGACCGUCACAGUGCAGCAGAAGACCAAGCAGUCGAGCGCCGUCAGCCCCGUCUUCCAAGACGCACUGGGCAUGGACAUGGUGCGGGCUUGUGUGUCGACUCUGUCGCUGCCCUCCGCGGAUGCUGACGUGGCUGCGGCUGUCAAGGGCCCCAUCUCCUUCUACUACCCUGACCCGGUCGCGGCGCUGUCGGGCAGGGCGGUGUCGUACAACCACCCCGUACCGGCGGCCUUCUGCAACGUCUUCUGCCCCUCCUCCUCCGCCGGCGUGUCGUACUCCACUAGCGGUUCGCCGUCAGCCUCCAUCGGCCGGUCGCUGUACAGUCCGUACGGCACCUGGCUGCUGCAGUACCGCCCUCGUGCCGGCCAGGCGGGCUUCAUCAAGGGCCUGGCGGCCUCCAAUGUGACCAACAACGCGUCGUACGUGCCGGACUGCUCUGCCGUACCCUGCACCUAUUUCCGUGCGGAGGCGCUGCAGUUCGAGUUCAACAUCACCUACCGCGAAGUGACGAGCAGCGCUUUCCUGGGCAAUGAGUCCUCAUCCUUCUUCGGCAAACCCGCGGGCGACCCAGCCGCAUCCCUGCAAGCAGGCAUCGCGCCCGCAUCCCCCUCCGACACCGAUCCCUACAAACCCGUUUCCGGGCUGCCUGACGAGCGCAGCCCGCUUGCCGGCGUGUGCAGCUACCGCACCAGCAAUAACAGCAUGCGAGCGCUCAAGACCCUCAACGACUCCUACUCCUCUGUCACUCCGCUGGCUCUGGCUGCUCGCACCAACAGCGCGGGCGCCUACGCGAACUUCCCCGCGUCGUAUACUUCAGAACCUAAGAGCCAGAUCAAUAUGAGCGUCACAAUGUAUCUCGGCGGCAUCUCGCUCUCGGAUCUCCGGGGUAACCUAACCGCCGACAGUACGGGUUACCAGUACGACACGCCAACCGCCAAGAAGUUCCUGGACGGCAUUAAGUCGUUCAUCUUCCAAGGUCCAGCUGGAGUUGGAGAGGUCCGCAUCAGCGGUGCCGUCGGCCCAUCCAACUCGUCCAACGGCACCACCUCCCGACGCAGCCUGCUGUCCACCUGGACCACCACUGCUACCGCUGCUGCUGCUGCUUCAGUCGACAACAGCGCCUCCCCUGCCGCGGUAACGCUGGAGCCCGUGAUCCACGUCCGACCCCACCACUGGCACCCUGCCAAGCAGCAGAGACAGACGGUAGCCCCAGCUGCUGCUGCUCCUGCUGCGGGCGAUGGCGAUGGCGACGGCAAUGGUGAUAGCGGGGGCGACGAGGGCAGCAGCCAAUCGAUGAGCUCCCCCCCUGUGGUGGCGCCCUCGCGCCUGGUGUAUCGCAAGCGGCGGCAGCUGGCUGACACGACCAGCAGCAGCAGCAGCACCAGCACCAGCAGUGGAGGCGGUGUGGCGGUGACGGUUGCGGUGUCGGGCUUGGAUGUGGUGACGGGCAACCAGGCAGCCAGCCUGCUGAACAACGGCGACCGUGCGGAGGCCACGCUUCAACAGUCCUUGAAGGCCAAGGGCAUCAAUGCGGUUGUCCAGGUUGCAUCCGUUGGCCUGGGCACACCCGCAUCGCCGUCCGCAAAACCUGUCAGCAGCGCCAUCGCCGCGCCGCCGCCUCCCAGCCCCAAUGCUGAGGAGGGCGGCGGCAAGAAGGGCCUUGGCGCCGGCCCUAUUGCGGGCAUUGUCGUCGGAGGCGUAGCUGGAGCUGCCAUCAUCGUCGCAAUCGUCGUUAUCAUUAUCGUACGGCGCAAGAAGAAAGUGAGCGCUGCCCCGUGGUAGAAUUCAUGGGGUAUUUUCUGCCACCGCUUUGUGGUGGAUACCUGAAUAGUAGUAGUAAUAAUAAUAAGGGUUUUGUGUCAACCCACACAUACAAGCCGUACGAACCUCGUAUUGCUGCCGAAUCGCUGCCGAUCUGCAUGCGUGCCUAAUUAGUCUCAAUGGACAAAUGGAUCAAUCGCCAUGGCACACGUCAUUUCACAUGCGCAAGAUACCUAGGUGUUGUAUGUCUCUCUUGGGAUUUUCGGCUGCUUGCCUGAGUUCCUGCUGAAAAGCAGGGAUGUUUCACCAAAGCACCAUGAAAUAGUUGGUGUAUCUUACACGAUACCUGGCAGCAGUAGUUGUUACUCGUUAACCGUUUGCAGGGAUGAAAGACUUGCAUGUUGCGGAUUUGCACACGUUUUGGACAACAGUAGUAAUCUAUCUCGUGCCUCCUGAGAUGGCGCAGGUUUGCUUUACAGCGUCUUCUAAGCACAUGUGGCGAAGAUUAUAUUGACGUUUGCACAGGCUGGAUGUCGAUGCCAUCUCACCAUUAGGACUCCAGGUUCGGGUUUCCUUUGAAUAAGCCAUGCUUUCCCGCCACCUGCUGCCGCCGCUGCGAUUGUCAUGUGGUACCUUUAUGACUCGUACCGUUUGACGAAUGCAUACUAUUUAUGAGCUUCGGUUGGGAGGUAUGGAUAGUUUCCCCUAGUUUGUAUCACUGCCGUCCCCUUUGCCUGGAUUGACACUAGUUUUGCAUUCACACACACUGUAAUCCAUUAUUGAGAG
Messenger RNA from Astrephomene gubernaculifera, 11419 nucleotides. Lineage: Eukaryota; Viridiplantae; Chlorophyta; Chlorophyceae; Chlamydomonadales; Astrephomenaceae. The record is from the annotation of a GenBank genome assembly.